Hevea brasiliensis (rubber tree) is the source of this 1184-nucleotide messenger RNA. Its product is annotated as protein LIGHT-DEPENDENT SHORT HYPOCOTYLS 10. Gene Ontology annotation, biological process: mRNA transcription; response to light stimulus. Gene Ontology annotation, cellular component: nucleus. Lineage: Eukaryota; Viridiplantae; Streptophyta; Magnoliopsida; Malpighiales; Euphorbiaceae. The record is from RefSeq and is a predicted model, not a curated record. The transcript is spliced from 2 exons. The coding region runs from base 152 to 694 and encodes 180 amino acids.
GUGAUUUUCAUCUUUCUCCCCACUGCACUACACUAUCCUUCUUUCGCAUCCUUUCUCUUUCUUUCUUGCUCUCUAACCCCCACCUUUUUUUUUCCCAUUUCUUGCUAAAAAUACCCAAGAAUUUCUCCAAAAGAAAAAAAAAAAUUUAAUCAUGUCAGGUGACAGACCUAAAGAUUCUGCGGAAGGGUCCUCGCGAUCCGGUGGUGAUCAUCAGCAGCAGCAGCUAAUUCCUCAACCGGCUCCGUUGAGCCGUUACGAGUCACAGAAACGGCGGGAUUGGAACACUUUCGGGCAGUAUUUGAAGAACCAGAGACCGCCAGUGUCACUGUCGCAGUGUAACUGCAACCAUGUUCUUGAUUUCCUUCGGUAUCUUGAUCAGUUUGGGAAGACUAAGGUUCAUCUACAUGGGUGUGUGUUUUUUGGACAACCAGACCCUCCCGCUCCUUGCACUUGCCCUCUAAGGCAAGCUUGGGGAAGUCUUGAUGCCCUAAUCGGACGGCUAAGAGCUGCUUAUGAGGAGCAUGGAGGAUCACCAGAGACAAAUCCUUUUGGAAAUGGGGCUAUUCGUGUUUUUUUGCGCGAAGUGAGGGAGUGUCAGGCUAAGGCAAGAGGGAUUCCAUACAAGAAGAAAAAGAAGAAGAAGAAUCAAAUCAAGCCAAGAGAGGAUGCAAAGCCUUCGAUGCAGCCAGCUUAAUAUCAACUCCUUUUGCUUCUGCAGAUGAAUGCCUCUACUGUGAAUCUUGCAGGGUCACAGAAUAGGCAUCCGUUGGAUAUGAGCAGGUUAUAGAAAAGGGAAAUGAUUGAAGUUUGUUCUCAUCUCUAGAUGGGUAUUAGGCUCUCCCAUGGCAGAUAUAUUCACAUAUAUAUAUAUAUAUAUAAUAUAUCAAAGAGCAGUGUUAGCUACUUCUAAAAUAAUCAUUGUGGUACGGUGAAGGAUUUGUAGAUGAUAGGAAUUUACCAUGCACUUGAUUUGUAAUACCCUUAUUACUUGCUACUAGACUUGUUAGAAUCCUAAACGAAGCAUGCAAUAUCCUCUUCUAUAUUUCUUUGGCGCAUACAUAUAUAGGAAUGUUUUCGCAUACGGUGAAAAUGGCAUAAGCUUUUCUACCAAAUAUCAACUUUUUUAUCAUUGUUAGAUGAGUUGUAAUUAUUAGUUAUUAAUUACCCUUUACCUGUUUCAGUAA